Messenger RNA from Uranotaenia lowii, 5190 nucleotides. It is a transcript of the gene Hsepi, whose product is annotated as D-glucuronyl C5-epimerase B. The transcript has 4 exons. Bases 565 to 2346 code for a protein of 593 amino acids. Gene Ontology annotation, cellular component: Golgi apparatus. Gene Ontology annotation, molecular function: heparosan-N-sulfate-glucuronate 5-epimerase activity. The record is from RefSeq and is a predicted model, not a curated record. Gene Ontology annotation, biological process: heparan sulfate proteoglycan biosynthetic process. Lineage: Eukaryota; Metazoa; Arthropoda; Insecta; Diptera; Culicidae.
UGCCAGUGGCAAAUGGAAAUCGAUUUAUACGGAAGUGCGCGAUUCCCCCGUUAUAUUGAGGAUAUCAAAAAAGGAUUUUCACGGUUUGAAUCGGUGAUUUUCGAACUCGUUUUCUGGUAGAAUCGUCGGGAAGUUGAGGAAAAUGUGAAGUGAUUGUGGAAGGUGAAUUUGAUCGAGCCUCAGUCGGAAGUUUGGCGGAAACGAAAAUCUUUGCCGGAUCGUGAGCCACCUUUCUGGGCAACUGUGGGAGGAGACAUCGCGGAAAAAGGGCAAAAUCGAUUUUAUGUUUUCCUUUGCGACCGGAGGCAAUUUUCACACGAUAUUUAUCAUUGGAGUUGAAUUUUUCACACUGCAGCUACCCGUUCGGAUUGAAUUUGUCCCAUUGUCAGAUACAGGAAGUUUAUCUUAAGUGAAAAAAAUGAUCCGAUCCUGUUUAGCGGACACAAGACAGCUCUGGACGCAGAUCCAGCAGAAAGCACGGAAGUGAACCGAUCGAAUCGAAGAAAACGAAACUCCUUUAAAAAUAGCUAAGAAUAAUCACUAGAGAGAGAAGAUUUCAAAUAGAUGACCUCGACAAUUCGAAACGGUUUCAGCGCUCCAGCUCAUCAUAAAACAAGAUUUUUUGUGAUCAUGAUGCGACUCAACCUGAAGGUGCUGCUAAUAUGUCUGUGCUUCGCGGUAUUCUUGAUCACGUUCACCAUGUGGACAAACUGCGGGGGUGAUCUGCCCUUUGCCCGAGGCCUGGUACCCAAGUGGAACCGUCGCUACGAAGGAGCAGAGAAUCCUCAGGAGCUGACGGAAGAGAUCGAUUGUGUUAUCAAUCAGGAAUUCACAAUCGGUUGCCGCAGGGAGGGCGAUGAAGUCUAUCUGCCGUUCGCCUUUCUGAGCAAAUAUUUUGAGGUUUACGGAUCGCUCAACACCGUGGAUGGUGUGAAACGAUUCGACUGGUCUCAUAGCUACGGAAAGGUGAAUAACCCUAAGGGCACCUACGAUCCCAAAGGAAUAUUCAUGUACUUCGAGAACUACAAUGUGGAGAUGCGGGACCGGGUCAAGUGUAUUAGCGCCAAUGAAGGGGUCCCGAUUUCGACGCAGUGGGAAAGUCAGGGUUAUUUCUACGCUACGCAGAUUGCUCAGUUUGGAUUGUCGCACUAUAGCAAGAACUUGACGGAACCGGAACCACGGCGAAAGGUGGUUGAAGAUGGGGACAAAGCAUUGGCAGAAUGGCGUGUUCCUAAGAACAGCUCGCUGAGCAGAGCUUAUGUGAAGGAAAAGGACUCGAUGGUUACCCACUUUUCGACCGGGAAGCACUUUGAUAGUGCCAUAACGUUACCAAUGGAUCACGUGUUGGAUUUGGUGCUGAGUGUUAAUAUUCUGCUGAGACCAAACUCGAGUUUCACGGUAACAUUGCAGAAUCGAGAAACACAAAAGCUGUACAAUGUAAUUUACAUCUUGGCGGAUCUGAUGAUAAGCGUUCAGGAUGACAAUAUUUACUAUGGGCUGGGAUCGAAUAGUACGUCUGUAUGGCGUAGAUUAUCGAGAGAUUUGUUUGUCGAUCUACAGAAGGGUUUGCCCCAAUACAUCAACACAGAGAAGCGACGCAAAAUGCGUCGAACCGAGCUAAAAGUUGUUGAAAUUUCGUUUCUCGGAAACGGAAGCUUUGAUAAUCUAACGCUAUCGACUAGCGAACAUAUACAUCACUUCUACGAUGCUGCAGAGUGGUUGAUAAGGCAUCAGGACCAAAGCACUGGAGGCUGGCCGAUUCCGGUGCGACGGAAGUUGGGAGCUGGUUUCGGAGAACUUUCUCGAGGCUGGUAUUCGGCCAUGUCUCAGGGGCAUGCCAUUUCACUACUAGCCCGAGCUUACUAUCACUCUCAUGGAGAUCGGCGGUAUUUGAAGGCCGCACUGGACGGGCUGAAGUUGUUCCGGAUACCUUCCUAUCAGGGUGGAGUGCUGGCCACUUUCCUGGGCAAGUACGCCUGGUACGAAGAAUACCCGACGACGCCGCCCUCGUUUGUGCUGAAUGGAUUCAUCUAUUCGCUGCUGGGGUUGUACGAUCUAAACUCAACAGCUCCAGCUAACCAUUCGCACGAAGCAGCCGCACUCUUCGAGCAGGGCAUGCUUUCGCUGAAGAAGAUGCUGCUGCUGUUCGAUACAGGGUCUGGAACAAGCUACGAUUUGAGGCACUUCACAUUGGGUAUUGCGCCUAAUCUAGCUCGAUGGGACUACCAUGCGACACACGUCAAUCAGCUUUUGUUGCUGGCCACGAUCGAUUCCGAUCCGAUCAUCUAUCAAACGGCGGAGCGGUGGAAGAACUACAUGCUUGGUAAAAGGGCCCAACAUAAUUAAAAAACCCCAAACAGCCCACGGGUAUUUGUGGGAACCCUUCGUAAGCAUAAUGUACAUGUAACAUAAGAAAAUAUCAAAACAAAUGGUAGAAACAAACAAAUGCACUUACACAGAUCAUGUAAACCAUAUACAGAGAAAAUUGCUCUUCCUCUUCCUCCUUGUAAUGCCUUAACACGAUACUGACAAAUUAAAAAGUAAUAUAAUCGAAGAUUUAGUACACAACAAAAAAAAAAAAAAAAAGAUUAAGAUCUUGAAACUUUUUGAUACUGAAGCAAAAAAAAUCUAAAGCAAAAACAUACACGCAGGAAAGCUUGUUUUGAGAAAGGUUCUUCCCGAGGCUAUCAUCGAAAAGAACCAGGACCAUUGCCACUGUGUUUGUCUAGUGAGAGACCACACACACGUACCCCCGGGACACUUAACUAGUAGAGAGCAAAUUGAACAUUGCAUUGGUAAUCAUCACACAUGAAAAAUAGCACCUUUGUGAGAAUCACGGAUUAGAGAGGUCUCUGGAGCUGGAGACGUACCAUGUAUGAUGUUGCAGGCUAGAUUUUAGGUAGAGUUCUAAUAAUAUAAGGAACUGGUAGUAUUUCUGAAUGAAGAGGUAAAAUUAUAGAAUGGAAAACGUAUUAGUUGUAGAACAGAGAAAAACGAUAGAAAUUGUGAUGGUUAGUUGUAGAAACGAAUGGGUUUUCAAGUUAAAAAAAGAAGCGAAUACAUUAGGUUGUACAUAACGAAAAGGAAAAAAUGCAGCAGUAACAUAAUAAGUUGUAUGUACGUACAGGAUUGCGUUUAGGAAACGAAAUGUUGUAAAUGGAAGUGAUUCGUUAGAAAAAAUUUCAAGCUUUACGAGAUUCAUCUUUCUUGCCGGUCUAGAGACGCUUUUUGUUGAAUAAUUUGAUAAGUUCUUGAACUAUUUUCAAUGUAAUUAUCCGUAGGAUUAAUGCAAGGAAUUUUGUUUCUUUCACUCGUGUUUAGACAUUCAAGAAUAUGUUCUUAUUGGCUGAAAUAAGCUAUUCUAUUUGCGUUCGUUCAAAUGUUUUAUUUCAUUUGAAUUCAGUAUUGAUAGUUGUUAAAAAACGGGUCAAUAGAGAGCGUUGAGAGAAGAAGAAAAAAAAGUGUGAAAGUUAUUAUUUUUCGAUUGUUUUUUGUCUCUAUUUUUAAAUCCAAUUCAGUUUGAAAUGUGUUUUCCAAUCUAAUAUCUAUCUUGAAGUUUAUUGAUGACUUCGUCACACGACCUGUUUUUCAGUAGAUAUUUUUUUAUUCUAGUUACGUUAUUGCUUACAGUUUUUAGUACUUUGAAUGUUCUUAGAUACUUAAUUUUUAAACAAAGAUAAUUUUCUAAAAAUUCUUUUAAUUAGUUUUUUUAUUUAUUUUUGGAAAACAAAAAAAAAUUCAUAAUAAUCGACAAACCUGAUUUAUAUAUCUCACUCGGUGUAAAAUUAACUACAAAAGACUGUUAUCUUAUCUAUGAAUAAGAUUUUUUGGUGAACAAUGUUAAACGAAAGUAAAACUAAAAUUUCGGUGACUAAACCAGCUUAAACAAUCAAUUGAAUUACAAGUAAAAUAAAGCUCGAUUUCAGUUUAACUGAUUAGUCGUGAAGAAAAAAACUUUAAUUUAUAAAAAUUCUAUCUUAGAGAGGAAAACAAAAAACUAUCGGUUUGAGUUGACUGUAGCACGUUGUAAAAAGACAAUAAUCGAGAUAAUGCAAGAGAAAUGUAGAAAAGUAUUCGAACUAACCCCUCCCCCUCCCUUUUCUAUCCGCACUUUGUAGAAAAAAAAGAAAACAAAAAGUUUUUCAAAGGUAACGUAAAAUUGGAACUGAUUUCUAGCAGACUGCGUUCGAGUGUUAUCGUUCGUUUCUUAGAGCGUUCGUAUAGUAAAAAGUAUCGAUCUGGUUGAGUGCUUAUUAGAAGUAGGUUUCGAAAGAUUUCUCGAGAACGAACUGGCACAAACUGACACAAAUUAAAAUAAAACAUGUAACAAAUUAGACACGAUAAUACACACAACAUACACGUAGUUUCCCACGAUAGCAAAUACAUAUUUGACUACUGAUUGUACAAAUUAAUGAACAAGAUAACAAAAUAAUAAACCUACAAAGAAUAGACCAUUUAAAGAGUAGAUAAUUGUAACUGAAGCUAUGUUUUAAAUUUUUUAAAGAAAUGUAUCGUAUAAAAUAGCAAAAAUCGACAGUACAUCACUUCCCAAAUCUACAAUUACAUAAAACAGAACUUAAGUAAACACAACAAACAAGUUCCUUCACCGUAAUUGGAGUAGAAUAGUUAAAGUUUGAUACACGAUCCUCAGUUCGAUUGAUUGUUUUACCACUUUUUCGUUGUGUUUCUUAGAAAUGCAUUGCAGUUUUAAAGCACCAAAAUAAAAGAUAUCAUUUGCAAUUUUUUUUUGUAUCGAGCAGAAUACGAAAAUUAGCAACACUUAGUGACAGUUUCAAAACUACAAAACAAAACCGAACUAUCAUAUAUUUAAAACUCCGAAGUCGACACAUUCAAAGUACAGAAAACCGCUACCUAUAAAAUUAAUUAAAUAAACCAUUGGCGAAUGGCGAAAACAAGUUUUCAUUAUAAGUAACCCUAAAGCCCAUUAGCUAAACGGAAAAAGCACAUUAAUUAAAGCUAAAUCAGUAAAACAAUAAAAAAAAGGAGAACGACAGCAAACAGUGAAUCAAACGUUCAAAUACACCACAUAUAUGCAAGUAAAAUAUUGAAAAAAAAGAAACACAAACGACUACAACAUUAACCCUGCUCUAAUGAAUGUCAAUAGGGGAAAUUAAAAAUUUAAAAAACAUCAAACUGAAAAGAAGAAGAUUUAAAUAAAUUGAAAAAUGA